Molecule: messenger RNA, 377 nt
Organism: Caenorhabditis angaria
Lineage: Eukaryota; Metazoa; Nematoda; Chromadorea; Rhabditida; Rhabditidae
Source: the annotation of a GenBank genome assembly
AUGUGUCAAUGUCUUCUUGCUAUUCUCGCUAUCUUCCUUCCAGUAAGUUUUUUUGAAUACAUGAAUAAUGCUCUUUUCAAAACGAUUUAUUUCAGCCAGUCGCUGUUCUUCUUCACGGUGGAUGUAACAGCGAUUUCUGCAUCAACUUGCUUCUCACCCUCUUGCUUUUGGCUCCCGGAAUUAUCCACGCUUGGUGGGUAAUUUUGUGCAAGGAAGAUCGUGCCACAAACAUCUACAUCCAAACUGUAAGUCGAUUUUGUUUCAAUCGAAAAUGAAUUAUUUUUUCACCUGCUCAACAAAUCAAAUAAGUAUAAAUUUAUUUCCAGAGCCCAGGACAACAAUACGGAAAUGCUCCACCAGCCUAUUCACAAGCCUAA